Messenger RNA from Zeugodacus cucurbitae (melon fly), 2687 nucleotides. It is a transcript of the gene Lnk, whose product is annotated as SH2B adapter protein 1. The coding region runs from base 294 to 2372 and encodes 692 amino acids. Gene Ontology annotation, biological process: intracellular signal transduction. NCBI's taxonomy places the organism in Eukaryota, Metazoa, Arthropoda, Insecta, Diptera, Tephritidae. Gene Ontology annotation, cellular component: plasma membrane. The record is from RefSeq and is a predicted model, not a curated record. Gene Ontology annotation, molecular function: transmembrane receptor protein tyrosine kinase adaptor activity. The transcript is spliced from 7 exons.
AGUUGGCAAUUCCUGCAACAAUAGUAAAGUGAAAAUUUUUUCUCCUCUUCGGUGGUUUUCCAGCUUUUCCGCUUUUAUUUAUGUAUAAAAGAAUUUAAAAAUAAACAUUUUAUUAACUAAAUGUUUAUCAUUAAAGUAAGAUGUGCAAGUAUUAAUUGAAAUAUACUAUACAUAUAUUGGAAAUGCACAGAGAAGCCUAAUGUGAAAUAAGUGCUGUUUGUCGUGGAAUAUUUAUUGCAGAAAAUUGUGUGCCACAUAAAGUGUAAUAAUAAUAGUAACGAUUUUUUAAGUAAAUGGGCGGUAAUAGCACAACAAAUACUUUUACUGCUGGUGGUUAUAUCGGACCUGCUAGUGGCAAUAGUGUUGGUGGUAGCAGUGGAGGUGCAGUAGGCGGUGAACUUAUAGCAAAUAUGAGUUCUGCUAGUGGUACUUCAUAUGCUUACGGCACAAGUUGGGAGGAAUUUUGUGAACGUCAUUCGCGUGUAGCUGCAGCUGACUUUGCUAAAGCUUGUAUAAACUAUAUAAAUGGAAAUUUGCCACCCGAGGAGGCGCGCAAUAUUUCGUAUCGCAGCUUUGGACAAAAGUUUGCCGAAGCAUUUGUGGAGCACUUCGAAACUGAAUUUUGCAAUAGGCGUAGUAAUCUAAAGACUGGUAAUGGAAAUUCAUUAGAAGAAAGUGGCAGCACUGUGGAAGAUUCGCCGAAAAUCUUUCACAAAGCAUUCUUUCGGCGACUUUCAUUCAAAGGUCUACGCAAGGGCAAGAAUUUCUUAUUCCUGCAGACGCUUUUUCAUAAGAACAGCGAUGAUUUGGAUGGUAGUAAACACAGCAAAACAAAGAUCUCAAAAAUUAUUGUUGAAUGUCGUAAAGAAGGCUUUGUUUACAAUUUGACACCCGAAAGUUUGGAUCAACCAACAGGCACACAAAAAUGGGAGAAAUGCCGUCUCGCAUUAGUGAAAGCAGUUGGUGGGUAUAUGUUGGAGUUUUAUACGCCACCUAAAUCUACAAAGCCUCGUAGUGGCGUUUUUUGUUUCCUAAUAUCGGAGGCAAGGAAAACAACUCGGCUAGAAAUGCCCGACCGUGAAAACACUUUUGUAUUAAAGGCAGACAACAAUAUGGAAUAUGUGAUUGAAGCAGAGAGCAGUGAAGAAAUGCACAGCUGGUUGGCCACUAUACGCUACUGCAUGCGUACACCACCCACGCAGCAAUUGCCCUUGGAUUCGGCAGAUGCACUACUAACGGGCGGUGGUGGUGUCGGCGGCAUAAUGGGUGGCAUUUCAGCAACAAAUUCAAUGGCUAUGAGUCCCAGUGGCAAUUUAACUGCCGCAGAUGGCACUAUCCCACGUACUGGUGGCAUUAAUAAUCCACAAUACCAUCAAACAAACAUACUAGGCUCUAAUGGCAAUGUCGGCCCAAGCAGUUCGCAAUCGGAAAAUGCGCUCGCCUCUGCGAAUGCGAGCGUUGGCGCAACAACAAAUGAUACAAAUGCAGCAGAAGGUAUACCCGAUAUACCGCCGCGGCGUGUCGGACCUGGCGAACGUGGCGAGCAACGCCUAUCAGCAUCUAGUAAUUUCGAAGCCGAAGGCGAUUCCGAAUUAGAUAUAAAUGUAGCAGAUUUAACGGCUGAAAUGCGGCAGUAUCCAUGGUUUCAUGGUACACUGCCGCGUUCAGAAGCGGCUCGUAUGGUAUUACAUUCAGAAGCGGCAGGACAUGGUUUCUUUUUAGUGCGCCAAAGUGAGACGCGUAAGGGUGAAUUUGUGCUCACUUUCAAUUUUCAAGGGCGUGCCAAACAUUUACGUAUGACCUUAUCGGAGAAGGGUCAAUGCCGUGUGCAGCAUUUAUGGUUCCCUUCGAUUCAGGAGAUGCUCGAGCAUUUUCGACACAACCCAAUACCAUUAGAAUCGGGGGGAACAUCAGAUGUAACACUAACCGAGUGGGUGCAUAAUCAAGGAGCUUCAUGUAGCACCACAAUCGAUGCUAGCAGCAAUGCUGAAACAAAUGGUGGGCAUCACCAACAACAACAACCACAACAGCAACAGCAUUCAUCACCGAGACAUCCGCAGCAUGUAAUAACAAUGAACAUGAGUGUGCGCUUAAAAACUAGCGAAAUUGAGUUACCGUUCCUACAGCAGCAACAAAUAACGCAGCAGUCGCAUCACCAACAUGUACACUUACAUCCGCCGCAACCGCCACUACAGCAGCAUCAUCAGCAGCAACAACAACAACAAUUAAACGCGCCACAACUACGCGCGUCAACAGUAUCACUGCAAUUACCGAAUCCACAUCACACUGGUGCAAGAGUUGCGAGCAUUAAUGAUUUGAAUGCAAAUGAAAUGGGUCCACGUGCGGUCGACAACCAGUACAGCUUUGUGUAACUCAAUUCCGCUACGAAAAAUUUAUACUUGGCAAAGCCGAAAUACAAUGAAAACUAUAUUUACCUAUAUACAUGUGUAUACAUACUUACAUACAUAAGUGAAUGUAAGCUUAAAGCCGUUAGUUUUGGUUUAGUUCAUUUAUACCAACUUAUUUCAUUGCCUUCCGUAUAGAGAGUUUGCGUAAUUCGGCAGUUUGUGCCAUGAUUUCCUUUUAAAUUAAAUAAUAUUUCGUUAAGCUUCUAAUGUGUUCAAAACCUAAGGGAAAUAUGCAUGUAUAUUUCGUAUUUGUAAAUACAUAAUACAUAAAUAUAUUAA